AUGUCUUUCGUAACGAUCAGGCCGGAGACGUUCAGCAAUCUUGAGGACAAAGUCAUAGUGAUAACAGGAGGGGCCACAGGUAUCGGUGCCGUGGCGGUGACGGAACUCUUGUCUGCGGGUGCUAAGGUAGUGCUUGGAGAUGUGAAGGCUCCGGAUCCCGCACCCACUGACGAUAGGUUCACCUUCAUCCACACCGAUGUCACCAAGUACGAUGCAGUUGUCAAUCUCUUCGCCACCGCCUCUGCUGCUCAUGGUCGAAUUGACCAUGCAAUCAGCAACGCGGGGCUCGUAGAGAUAGGCCAACUGUUCGCAACCGGAGAGUCAGACGACGCAAUACGAGAGCCUCCUACCACCGCCGUUCUAGAUGUAAACCUUAAAGGGACCAUUUUCGUCACGAGAGUUGCGGUGCACUACCUCCGCCGUAGUCUUGUACGAAAUGCCUCAACGCAGAGUGAUGCCAGUAUCUUGUUGGUCAGCUCUGUCGCCGGCUUCGGUAACUGGCCUGGCCUCUUUCAAUACUCAGCCAGCAAGCAUGGGGUUAUGGGCUUGUUUCACAGUACCAAAGACUUCCUAUACGGUUCUGAGGGCAUCAGGAUUAAUGUGGUGCUUCCGAACAUGACCGAUACUCAAAUGGUCACUGGUGUUAUAACAGCCUACAAAGCCAAUGGUGUUCCUAUCAACGAACCCAAGCACGUUGCGAAUACGUUUCUCCAUAGUUUAUCGAACGACGUCAACAGCGAGGCGUUCUAUGUCUCGGGUGGAAAGACUUACGAGAUAGAGAAACGACUGGACGAGGUGAAAUCACAAUGGUUAGGGCAACUCCUGUUUGAUGAGUUGAUGGCGGGACAGCAAGCGCUGGGAGCUGGUAGCAACUGGACCAAACGUAAAGGUGGCCAAUAA
Messenger RNA from Didymosphaeria variabile, 900 nucleotides. RefSeq lists its product as uncharacterized. The coding region runs from base 1 to 900 and encodes 299 amino acids. The transcript has 4 exons. The record is from RefSeq and is a predicted model, not a curated record. Lineage: Eukaryota; Fungi; Ascomycota; Dothideomycetes; Pleosporales; Didymosphaeriaceae.